UUUUUAAAAAUGAAGAAGAAUAUAUAGGUUAAAUUUAAGUUUCCUUAUUCGGUGUUCGAAAAAUAUAAAUAUACACGAAAUAGCUGCGAUAAUGAACAUGUAAAAUUUAAUAAACCAUGAAAAGUAUUCACAUUUCAAACGAAAAUGGAAUCAGGUACUUUUGAAACGUUGAAAUCAAUAUCUGUAUGUUUGUUACUAUCAGUGAUUUAUGUUGGGAGUUUGCUAAUAUGGAACAGCCCUUACAGCAGAGAUCAUCCGUCGACAAUCAAAAAGAGGUUUAUAAGCGCGUUUUUAAUGCUUUUUAUAUCGCCUUGCUUCCUGUACAUGGGAUUAACUGAUGAAACCCUCGAGAAACAGACGUUUCUGGAGAUACUAGGACUGAGAACUCAAGGGUUAUGCCAAGCCAUUUUCAUGCCAUUAUUUCUAACCAUAAUAUUAUUUCUGGGACCUAUUUCCAUGGAAUUAUACAGCGGCUUAUCAAAGCUUUACGUUGAAGAGACUUAUUGGUAUUCCAAUUUGACCAACUUGAUAUGGCUUCGGAAUCACAUAGUGGCACCGGUUUCCGAAGAAUUCACUUACAGGAGUUGCAUGCUGCCUCUACUGUUGCAGUGCUUCAGCCCCCAAACGGCUAUACUGAGCUCCCCGUUGUUCUUUGGAGUGGCUCACUUUCACCACAUGUGGGACAGGAUACAUCACAUGCGCAUGAGUUUCGAAUUGGCUCUGAAGAUAUCCUGUUUUCAAUUUCUUUAUACAACACUAUUCGGUGCGUACUCCGCCUAUUUGUUCUACAGAACCGGCCACUUCGUUUCCAUAAUGAUCGUCCACGCCUUCUGCAAUCACAUGGGAUUCCCUGCGAUCGGUGAAAUUACUACUUAUAAAGGCUGGAGGAAAUUUCUAGUGAUCAGUUCCUUUUUCAUCGGUUUCGGUUUGUGGUGCUUUUUAUUGAAACCUUUAACCGAACCUAGUUGGUAUCACCAUCAAGUAUGAUAGUUGAAUUAAUAACUG
Molecule: messenger RNA, 1005 nt
Organism: Phyllotreta striolata
Lineage: Eukaryota; Metazoa; Arthropoda; Insecta; Coleoptera; Chrysomelidae
Source: the annotation of a GenBank genome assembly